Messenger RNA from Fraxinus pennsylvanica, 1557 nucleotides. Lineage: Eukaryota; Viridiplantae; Streptophyta; Magnoliopsida; Lamiales; Oleaceae. The record is from the annotation of a GenBank genome assembly.
AUGGAGAGUUCAAAUUCUGAAACGCCUCAGAAUAGGGCAAACUACGGCAAUGUUGAUAAUGAAGAUAUUAUUGUAUCUUUUGGAAGUUUUGGGUUGCAUGAGGGCGGGAAUACGAGGUUUCAAGCAAGUAGUUCUCAUAGUAACAAUGGCUUCGACAUCGCUUCAUCUCAUAUUCAAAGAGAAAAUAAUACUAAUGGCAGACUAUCAACGAACUUGGUCCCAGAUCAUUACAACAUCUGGGCAAAUCAUGGCUUUACUGCUCGAGGAGAGCAACUUGUUCAAGAUUUGAUGUCUGGUCCCGUAAGUUUUGCUGGAGGUUCAGACAGACAAUGGAGUAUCAACUCUCUCUCUGGAGAUUCAUUUACACCAAAUUCUGUUAACAGAAGAUCAAUAUUGAAUGAUUACCAAAUUUCAAGGACCACGACCCAAAAUCAGCGAAUUGAAAGAAAUCCAUCUUUCUUACGUAAUGGACAUUACCUGAACUAUGAUCAAACAAAUUCCGGUGGCUCGUGGAAUCAGAAUGUUGGACUACAUGGUAGAAGAAACAACCUUUACAGGACUGGUACAACUCAAUUUGCCUCAAAUCGCCUGCAGGAAAUUUUGGAUGAGAGAAAUCAGAUUCAGAAUCAGACACAAGUAAUACAUGAUGAAGUUCCUGAAUCUAUUUUCAAGCUGAUGGCAGAUGAACAAGGGCAUCGGGUCUUUGGAAAGCUAGUCGAAGAAAGCAAUGACAGACGGUUGCAUUCCAUCGUCAUGGCGGCCUCGUUGAACAGCAAAUUGUUUAUAGAUGUAGCAUUCUGUAAACAUGGUGCCAAUUCAAUCCAAAGACUAAUCAAAAAGGUCAAGAAGACAUCUGAGGCCUUUAUGGUGACAAGAAUUCUAUCCACUGGAUUCUAUGCAUUAAUGACUCACCAUAUAGCCAGGCAUGUCAUUCAGCAGUGCCUAAACCUCCUGGGAAAUCAGCCAAAUGAGAUACUCUAUGAACUGGCAAUAUAUUAUUUCCAAGAACUGGCUACCCAUGAAGUGGGAUGUAUAUCCUUGAAUGAAUGCAUCAAUAGCAUCAGUGGUUCUCAAAGAACGACUCUUCUCGAUCGUAUUGCAAAUGUGGCAGCUUACCUGUCAAACGAUCCUUACGGGCACUAUGUUGUGCAGCAUGUCCUCGCUCUUAGAAACGCAUCCGUUACUGAUAAAAUACUGCAUUAUCUCCAAGGUCGGUUUAUACAUCUCGCCCGGAUAAAAGGAGGCAGUCAUGUUGUAGAGAAAUGCAUAGAAUUUUCUGAAAGCGGGAUGUUAUGUGUUAUUAAAGAAAUUUUAGACAGUCAAAACGCACCUUCUCAUCUUGCUCGAGAUCAGUUUGGAAACUAUGUUAUUCAAAAAGCUCUAAAGAUCACCAAGCUUCGAGGCGCUACAUUGCUGUAUAAAUCUCUUUUUAUGGCUCUUGAACCUCAUAUCUCUGAUCUUGGAUGCACCAAGUGUGGAAAAAACAUUGCUGCUCUCCUUGAAGAGGAGAUACAAAUUCUUUGGCAAAACUUUCCAUCCAUAAAAAGGCCAAUGUAG